AUGUCGUCGGGUACUGUUAACUUCCCCGCCAUUCUUACCCGGGAGUCGACUUUCCCGUAUGAGCAUUCAAUAGGUCGUCUGAGGGUUCGCCGCGGUUCAUUACUGUGCUUACACACUAGGCUACCCUUCUCCGAAAGCUCCGCGGGACCACCUACCACUAGUCUUCGGCCGGAGGGGUUUAUUGCACAAAAACGCCGGGACGCAGGCUCCCGAAGAGGGAAGCCCAACGAAUGUCUCUGCCGAAGUUCAACCGGCAUUGACCGCAGAUUGCGAGAACGUGAGCUUCAUGCCUUCUAUAGAAUUUUUAGGUCAGUUCGUGCCACUAGAGAGUAUGGAGAUGGCUCCUUCCACCCGGUCCUAGACAUAAAGACUCCUGGGUCUCGCCCUUUUGGUCAUACCGUUAUCAUCCGAAGAAAAGAAUACCCGAAGGCUCUUGCCUUGUGUAUAAAGCUUAUAAGGAUAGAACUUUGGGAGGAAAAGAGAAAGCGAGAGAAACCCCACCCCUCUCUUUCCAGAGGAUUCGCGGCAUGUCAAGCCGGUUCUUCGCUUUGGCUAAGAUUAUUCUGCCAAGCGAGUUUCGGCAAGUACAUUGACCCCACACAAAUCACGUUCACGAAACAAAAACUACUUGCUAUAUUUAUAUACGCAAUUCAUUUCGCCUCACUCGACUCUAUAUCUAGCCAAAGACCGUGUCAAGCCUUGGAUUCGACUUUGGGCAAUGCCACUUCGAAAGAAAGGGAAUCAGAGAGAUCUUUGAACAGCAGAAAAGACGGAUCUGAGAACAUAGCCAUAGUUACGGUUUCAGGGCUUAGAGAGACUGGACGCGUACCGAACGAAGAUCGUGUCUAUUUACGCUAA
This is a messenger RNA of Vicia faba (fava bean), 858 nucleotides long. NCBI's taxonomy places the organism in Eukaryota, Viridiplantae, Streptophyta, Magnoliopsida, Fabales, Fabaceae. The record is from the annotation of a GenBank genome assembly.